Messenger RNA from Silurus meridionalis, 934 nucleotides. It is a transcript of the gene hscb, whose product is annotated as HscB mitochondrial iron-sulfur cluster cochaperone. NCBI's taxonomy places the organism in Eukaryota, Metazoa, Chordata, Actinopteri, Siluriformes, Siluridae. Gene Ontology annotation, molecular function: protein-folding chaperone binding; ATPase activator activity. Gene Ontology annotation, biological process: protein complex oligomerization; [2Fe-2S] cluster assembly. The record is from RefSeq and is a predicted model, not a curated record. Bases 56 to 832 code for a protein of 258 amino acids. The transcript is spliced from 6 exons. Gene Ontology annotation, cellular component: mitochondrion.
UGAACCCGGAAGUGUUGGACGCUCAUGUGUGGUGUAAGCCUGAGCUUGGAGACUCAUGCAGUGCUCGCAGAGGUUGUUGAUGUUGCGGGCAGUCCCCAGAUGUGUCCUGAACAUCUGCAGCCUUGGAGCGUCAUGCAGAUCGCGUGGAAAAGCGCUGCAUUUCGGCAGGAAAGACUUGUGCUGUGUGGAAACGGUGAAGUCGCUCCUGAGGCUGAAUCUGAGCCGGUGUUUGUGUUCAUGUUCCCCAGUGAGAAAGUGCUGGAGCUGCGGUUCCUCAGCUCAGCUGUUCUUCUGCUCCUCCUGUAACACCAUCCAGCCUCCUCGCCAUAAAGCUACUUAUUUUGAGAUUUUAAACUGUGAUCAGACGUUUGAUUUGGACGCUCGAAAGCUUCAGGUGAAAUACCUCGAGCUGCAAAGAUCUCUGCAUCCUGACAACUUCAGCCAGAAAUCACAGACAGAACAGAAGUAUUCUGAAGAACAAUCAUCUUUGGUAAACAAAGCCUACAGGACUCUACAGAAACCUAUCACACGUAGCGCCUAUUUGCUGCAGUUGCAAGGAGUCGAGCUGGAGGAAGGUACAGACUCUACAGCCGAUCCAGCCUUGCUCUCAAAGGUCAUGGAAGUCAAUGAGAGGUUGGCAGAGACUCAAAACAUCGACGAGGUGAACGCUGUAGGCCAGGAAGUGCAAGUGACACUAAAAAACCUGACUGAACAGAUGAAUGCGUCGCUAAACAAAGGGGACCUGCAGUCAGCCAGAGAGAUCCUAACCCAGAUGAAAUACUUUGCAAAUCUGGAAGAGAAGAUAAAGGAGAAACUGAGGAAAAACUUGUGAGGUGGCGCAGAAGGACUUCCUCUGUAUACCAGCCAUAGCCAUGUUGAAAUUUUAGUCGUAUAUAAAAGUUGAAUAUGUGGUAAAUUAAAGUCUAUUUUCAAA